Messenger RNA from Rattus norvegicus (Norway rat), 3166 nucleotides. RefSeq names its product zDHHC palmitoyltransferase 2 (gene Zdhhc2). Gene Ontology annotation, cellular component: postsynaptic recycling endosome membrane; plasma membrane; postsynaptic recycling endosome. The record is from RefSeq and is a predicted model, not a curated record. Lineage: Eukaryota; Metazoa; Chordata; Mammalia; Rodentia; Muridae. Gene Ontology annotation, biological process: regulation of protein localization to plasma membrane; regulation of protein catabolic process; protein localization to membrane raft. Gene Ontology annotation, molecular function: protein-cysteine S-stearoyltransferase activity; protein-cysteine S-myristoyltransferase activity; protein-cysteine S-palmitoyltransferase activity.
CGUCCUCCGCCUCUGAGCCGCCGCCUCAGCCCGGCGGAGCAGCGGGAGUCCGCGGCGCCCGCUCGCCGCCGCGGGAUGGGGAGCUAGCGCCACGGCGGCCGCGGUGGCCGCAGCACAGCCGGCCGCCGCCCCCGGGCCUGUCCCGCCGGGUGCUCCGGGAGCCCCGAGCCCGGCCCCGAGCCAGGCCCGCGGGCGGCGGCGGCGGAGGAGCUGGGCAGGUGUAUGCGGCUGGAAGAUGGCGCCCUCGGGCCCCGGUGGCGUGAGGCGGCGGUGCCGGCGGGUGCUCUACUGGAUCCCUGUGGUGUUCAUCAGCUUGCUUCUGGGCUGGUCCUACUAUGCUUACGCGAUCCAGCUGUGCAUAGUGUCCAUGGAAAACAUUGGUGAACAAGUUGUGUGCCUCAUGGCUUAUCAUCUACUUUUCGCAAUGUUUGUCUGGUCAUACUGGAAAACCAUUUUUACAUUGCCCAUGAAUCCUUCAAAAGAAUUCCAUCUCUCUUAUGCAGAGAAAGAAUUGCUGGAGAGAGAGCCAAGAGGAGAAGCCCAUCAGGAAGUUCUGAGGCGAGCAGCCAAAGACCUUCCCAUCUACACCAGGACCAUGUCCGGCGCGAUCCGAUAUUGUGACAGAUGCCGACUUAUAAAGCCAGACCGCUGCCAUCACUGUUCCGUCUGUGAUAAAUGUAUUUUGAAGAUGGACCAUCAUUGCCCAUGGGUGAACAAUUGUGUUGGAUUUUCAAAUUAUAAAUUCUUCCUCCUUUUCUUGGCUUACUCUCUGCUGUACUGCCUUUUCAUUGCUGCUACAGAUUUACAGUAUUUUAUCAGAUUUUGGACAAAUGGUCUCCCUGAUACUCAAGCCAAGUUCCAUAUUAUGUUUUUAUUCUUUGCUGCAGCUAUGUUUUCUGUCAGCUUGUCCUCUCUUUUUGGUUAUCAUUGCUGGCUAGUCAGCAAAAAUAAAUCUACAUUAGAGGCAUUCAGAAAUCCAGUAUUUAGACAUGGAACAGAUAAGAACGGAUUCAGCUUGGGUUUCAGUAAAAACAUGCGACAAGUUUUUGGCGAUGAGAAGAAGUAUUGGCUGUUACCAAUAUUUUCAAGUCCUGAAAACCAUCAGUUUCCUGCAAAGCCGUUGAGAGAGUCACAGAGCCACCUCCUUACGGAUUCUCAGACCUGGACAGAGAACAGUUCAAACUCCGGGAGAUGCAAAGCCGGUAUGAGCAACCCUGCAUUAACUAUGGAGAACGAGACUUAACUCUACAAUCAAAAUAAAACCACUCUUGUAAAGUACCAAGGCUGUGGAAGACUGGAACAAGCUUCCAAUUGGAUGGCACCAUUGGCCAAUUGUCCCUUUGGCUAAAUAUGCGAAUUUUGUCUUCAGUGAUGGGGAUCAAACACAGCACUAUCAAGAAUUUCAAGUAAUCACCAAACUGAUGCUUAAAACAGAACACUGUUUAUUCCAAUAUAUAGACUUCUGUAACUAAUACAAAUUACUAUUAACCUUCAAAAGUAAUUAAAAAAAUAUUUUUUGCCAAAAACUGAGAAUAAGUUUAUGGGCCAGUUUUCAUUCAGAUAUUCGGGUUGUCUAAUUUGUCACAUAAUCUCAUUAUUUGGUAUUCUGUUUUAGAAAAUUUAGGUUAAUCUUAAGAUUUAAAAUUUUUCAAGUCACUUUAUCAUGCUAAGCUGUAUUUGGGAGCAGGUAAGAAAUCAUCCUUCCUUAAUUUUUUUAUGAUAUGAAACUACCUUCAUAUGAGAGAGCUGCAUUAACUAUGAAUUCAUUAUGGAGGCCACCUACAGCUAAAGGUUAUCUGUCCUUGGUGGAAGGCUUUAAUUCUAGUUCUAGACUUUGUCUCCCAUUAGAAAAUUCGAACACUGAAGCUUGAGCUCUCUGUUCAAAACAAUUGGAUAAAAACUUUUGUCAGAAUUAAUAUAAUAUUUUGACAAAGAACUUAUAUGAAGAAAUUUAUUUUCAUGUGUUCUCAUUUGAAAUCAGAGGGAAUAUAUGCUAAUUCUUAUCAAGAUUGCCUGGUAAUACUCUUUUGUUGGUUUGGAUGUUAUCAAAUCUGUUUUUUCACUACUUGCUAGGUGUUAUUGUGAAAUGACUGAGUUUCUAAGCAUUUCUGAUAGAUUCAAUCGAUUUUUCCUCCAUGCACACCUGUAUCAUCUCUGUGUCUUUUCAUCAAAACUAUAGUUGUUGAUAUAUAUUCUUCCUCAAAUGCCUAUCAAGAUUAAAUUAUGCAAAUCAUUUAAAAAUGUGGAAGUUUGGUUUACCGUGAACUAAACGACAUGCUGUUUAGAAAUGUAGUUUAAGGUAAACUAAAAUAAUGUGUUUGUUGAUGCCAAAACAUUUGGCCUCAGUAAAUACACUCAGAAGCUCUUGUGCCUUGAAUGCACUAUUUACAAAAAGGAAAACAUCUCAUUAAAAAAAAAAGUCUGGGAAGUAAGUUUUGUAAAUUAACCAUUAGAGUAGUGAGCUGUGCUAUUCCUUUGGUACUAAUUUUGAGAAUUUCAAGUAGAUUAGCUUUUUUUUUUUUCUUAAAAAGGCUAGAUAAUUGACAUACACAAGAAUUCACUACAAACUGAAAGACCUGGAGAGAAUAGAAUAAUGGAAGAUCAUUGCAAUUACUCAGCCUUGCUAGAGCCUUUGGGAAUUUUAGGAGUGUUUAGGAAGAGAUGAUGUCAGUUCCUCGUGUUCCACUUGGGCGCAAUGCUGGGCAUGAGGGUGAGGGUUGCUUUCACAUGAUUUCAAGCUAAAGCCUUUGAUCUGACAAUCUACUUCGAAAGACUCAGAGGAUGAAGUGUGCUUUCCCUUUCGUCUUUAAGCAUGUUUGGGUCAUUUGUCAUUACCGGAAGUGCCAGACUGGAGCUCAUAGCUCCCGCUAGAAGCCUUUUGGGCAGCAGCAUGUGGUGUAUUCGAAGAUCUAUGCAGCAGAUUUUCUGAUAGCACAGUGCUCCCUUAUCCAUCUUCCAGGACAAGAGUCUGUGAGCAUGUCCUUUUAUCAAAGUGGUAGCUGGUGGGGAAGGGGAGGGUUUACAUUCUACCCUGCUAAAAUACUGUUAUUUCUGCUCUCUUUACGUCGUUUAUGUACUUAUUUUAAACACCUAAGUCCAUAGUCCUAGGAGUCAAAAUGGAAAAACAUUUAAAAAAUAAAUUUUUUUCAGUAUGUUGUAAUGGUUA